AUGAAUUUUCUUAGUGGUCAUUGUUGUUCAAAAUUAAAUUAUCUUAUUUGUGGUUCAAAAGAUUUUUCAUUGAAAAAGAAAAAGAAACAAUUCAACUUACGGCAACAAGCUAUUGCCAAUCGUGUUUCUUUAAAUAAUAAAAUUAUAUAUAAAAAUGAACCGUCUUCAAUUAUCUUCAAUGAUAAAAAUAAUAUUAAUAUUAAUAAACAAUCAUUAUAUGAUACACUUCAACAACAGAACAGUUCAGAAACAAAAUUCAAAUAUAAUAAAGAUAUUCAAACAAUGACAAACUCUUCUUAUGAAUCUUUAUUAAAUAAUUCGAAUGAUAAUCAAUUAUUUGAUAAAUAUUCUCCAACAAUAAAUAAUGAUAUAAUUAUUAAAGAUGUUAUACUUGAUCGUAAUUAUCCAAAUCAACGAUUAGGUUUAACUCUAUGUUAUGGUAUAACAUCAACAUCAACAAUAAAUAUUUAUAUUGAACAAGUUGAGAAAAAAAGUCUUGCUGAUCAUCAAGGACAACUUCAAGCUGGUGAUCAAAUUAUUAAAAUAAAUAAUCAUCGAGUUACAAAUAGACAUCAAGCUAUUUAUCUUGUUAAUCAAACUUCUCAGAUUAUAUUACAAAUUAUUCGAUUUAAAUCUAGAAAAACAAAUUUGUCAAAUAUUGAAUCUCAAUUAACAACACCAAAAACUGUAAAAAAAUUUGAUAGUGGAAUUAUUCUUGCUUCAAAUACAGAUUUCGAAACAAAUAAUCAAUUUAUAUAUAAAAAAUGUUUAAAUCAAUAUAAUUUUAUCAGAAAAAGUUCUACUAGUUUAUCUUGUUUAGCAUUUGAAAAUUGUUCAAAUUGUCGUCAUAAUCGUUUAUAUUCUCAACAAAUUCAAUAUCGUCGUUGUUUAUCUUUAAAUGAUUUAAAAAUUUAUCGAAUUAAUGAAGAAAAUUUGAAAUGUAAUCAAAAAGAUUUAAUUAAUUGUGAAGAAGAAUUUAAAAUAAAAAAAACUAAUGAAAAAUCAAUAAUAAAACCACUUUCAUUUAAUAAUCAUAAUGAUAAAGUAAUUGAAAGAUAUUUUAAUUAUUUAAAAGAAUAUUGUGAUCAUAAUAAUCAUACUAAUAAAUAUCAAUUAAAUAAAGAUGUACAAUCUCAAAAUAAACAAAAUUGUAAAACUAAUCGUCGUCGUUAUCGUAAAAAAAAUAUCAAAGAAAAAACUCAAUUAUUAAUAAGACCAGACAAUGAUUUAAUCAAUAAAUUAAAAUAUGAUCGAUAUUCGACUAUAAAUCAAUUUCAAAGAUCAAAAAUAAAUAAACAACGAUUUGAUUUCUUUCAAGAAAAUUCACUAAAUUCAUUAACAGAAGAUUUUAAUUUAUUAAAUCGAAUAUUUUUAUAUGAAAAUAAACAAGAAUUAAAAGAAAAACCUUAUUUAGCAAUUAAAUAUCAACAAGAAUCAAUAAAUGAAAAAGAAAAAUUAAAAAAAAUUCUUCAACAAUAUAAAAUGAAUCCUAAUUUAACAUUUCAAUCAACACAAUAUGAAACAAUUAAUUCAACUGAAGAUAAUCCAUCAACUAUUAUCAUUUAA
This is a messenger RNA of Rotaria sordida, 1566 nucleotides long. The record is from the annotation of a GenBank genome assembly. NCBI's taxonomy places the organism in Eukaryota, Metazoa, Rotifera, Eurotatoria, Philodinida, Philodinidae.